This is a messenger RNA of Phragmites australis (common reed), 1962 nucleotides long. RefSeq names its product BTB/POZ and MATH domain-containing protein 4-like. Gene Ontology annotation, molecular function: protein binding. The record is from RefSeq and is a predicted model, not a curated record. The transcript has 5 exons. The coding region runs from base 180 to 1463 and encodes 427 amino acids. Gene Ontology annotation, biological process: protein ubiquitination. NCBI's taxonomy places the organism in Eukaryota, Viridiplantae, Streptophyta, Magnoliopsida, Poales, Poaceae.
CGGCAACGUCUCCACCCUGGCACGCUGUUCUACGGUUCCACCCCUCCCCUCCUCCCGUGCUGUACAAUACAGCAGCGCGUAGCUAACUCGCAACCAAACCCCCAAUCCCUUCCCGACCUCGCCGAGGAGCCUCCGGCUCAAAACCCUAGCCUCUCCUCCCCCUCCCCCUCCCCUUCCAUAUGGAGGACGACGACGCCGGCCCCGGCGGCGGGGGCGACGUCUACCCGCCGCACCACGCCGCGGCGUCGGGCGACCGGGCGUGGGACAUGGCGGCGUCGCCGACGAGCUCGCGCUCCGUGACGCAGACGGUGAACGGGUCGCACCGGUUCGUGAUCCAGGGGUACUCGCUCGCCAAGGGCAUGGGCGUGGGGAAGCACAUCGCCAGCGAGACCUUCACGGUGGGCGGGUACCAGUGGGCGAUCUACUUCUAUCCCGAUGGGAAGAACCCCGAGGACAACUCCGCCUACGUCUCCGUCUUCAUCGCGCUCGCGUCCGAGGGCACCGACGUGCGCGCGCUCUUCGAGCUCACGCUCCUUGACCAGAGCGGCAAGGGCAAGCACAAGGUGCACUCGCACUUCGACCGGUCCCUCGAGUCUGGACCGUACACCCUCAAGUACCGUGGAUCCAUGUGGGGUUAUAAAAGGUUCUUCCGGCGUACUGCUCUCGAGACAUCAGAUUUUCUUAAAGAUGAUUGCUUGAAGAUAAACUGUACUGUGGGUGUUGUAGUAUCAACUAUGGAUUAUUCUAGGCCACAUUCAAUAGAGGUUCCAGAGUCUGACAUAGGCUAUCAUUUUGGAAUGCUUUUGGACACUCAGGAAGGUGUAGAUGUUAUUUUUAGUGUAGCAGGAGAGAAGUUUCAUGCCCAUAAGUUGGUGUUGGCUGCACGAUCUUCUUUUUUUAGAUCUGAAUUUUAUAAUCAUGAAUCGGAUGAAGAGAAGAAUGAAGUUGAUACGAGUAAUGGAAUCAAGGAGAUUGCCAUUGAUGACAUGGAACCUAAAGUGUUCAAGGCUGUGCUUCAUUUUAUCUACAGGGGCAAUCUUGUCGAUGAGGAUGAGUUAUCUGCAUCAAGCUCUGACUGCUCAAUCUUUGAUACUUUAGCUGGGAAGUUAAUGGCUGCAGCAGAUAAAUAUGAGUUGCCAAGGCUAAGAUUGUUGUGUGAAUCUUACUUGUGCAAGCAUAUUUUUGUAAACUCCGUGGCCACUACUCUAGCAUUGGCUGACCGUCACCAUGCAAUGGAGCUUAAAUCUGUUUGCCUAAAAUUCGCCGCCGAGAACCUUUCAGCUGUGAUCCGCACCGACGGGUUCGAUUACCUCAAAGACAACUGCCCCUCCCUGCAAUCAGAAAUACUGAGAACUGUUGCAGGGUGCGAGGAAUGCAGUAGCGGAGGGAAAAGCCAGAGCGUGUGGGGGCAGCUCUCGGACGGCGGUGACACCAGCGGGCGCAGGGUGAGGCCGAGGGUCUGAGACCACUGACAAACCUGUCAUCCGCUUGUUGUUCUCUCCUAUCUUAUUCGAUGAUCGCUCUCGCACAAGAACAAAGAGUAUGGUCGGAAGCGUAGCAACUUCUGAUCAUGGCGUCCAAGUACGGCAAAUGGGAUGGAAUGAUAGAAGCAACAAGAGUGGCAUCGACGAUGGUUUAGAGUAAACCGACUGGAUGGAGCUAGAUGGUACAGGCUACACCGAGGGCCCCAUACAAUGAUCAAACCGAGUGCCACAGCCGAGAGCAUCCGUUUCGCGCAGGAAACAAAUCUAUGCUUCGGUUUUGCUCAGCCAAAUGUAGCGACCAGGAACUCCUUGUAAAUGCUCAUGAACUUGGCCACGAAAGCUGCAAAAGUUAGGUGUCACUGUCAUGAUGUACCUAACAAUAUUAAUGCUCUGCUACGCAUAACAAAGAAGUCCAUACACGUAAAAUCGUAAGAUAGGCACAUAAUAAAUCUUGAGAUAGCGUUUCAAAACAAUUGUA